AGUCAGUUUCCGAGUUUGUUUUCCUAUUCAAAGGUCUUUUGGGUAGCUUAAAACUUUACGCGAAACACUGGGAAAACUUCCUAAACACUUCAGAAAAAGUUGAAAAGAAAUUGCAUACGGAAAACUUCACUGUAAGAAUAAACUUCAAGUUGUUUUUUCUGGAGAUCGCUUUCUACCAUCUGGUGUAUUUUACAAUAUCGGCUGUUGAAAUCAAAAUGAAUGCUACUAUUCGUCCCAACUUUAUUACUCACAAAAUCGCGAUGUAUUAUCAAUUCUUCGAACUUAUUAUAAUCUGUAACAUAGCGAAGAUGUUACGGAAGAGAUAUAACUUCCUCAGUAAAAUGAUACGAAGUAUUUUGAAAUCUCCGAUUUAUAUUGUGUCAAAGAGCGAGGACAAAAGUAAAGAGGAUAAGUUGAAAAAAGUGUUUUCUUUGUACCAGGAUUUAUACGUCAUGUCGGAUGAAUUUAAUGUCAUAUUCGGGUGGAAAAUUUUCUUAAUAUUAAUUUGCACGGUGUUUUCCCUGCUUAAUCACGCCAACAGGGCUUUGUUGGUAUCUAGACAAAAGCAAGAUGAGCACCAUGUCACAUACAAAUACAUCAUGAAUGGUCUGGUGUACCCGAUUUUGUACGUGGUUACUACUGUAGCCCUAGUGAUGUCGUGUGAUUCAGUCGAAAAGAGUGGAGACAACGUCAUAAUAACCUGUCACAGAAAAUUAAUCAAUCUAGAUAAAUCACCGCUAAGACACGACUUGCAGGUUAUGGCGAAGUAUAUGGAUAAAUUGAGACCCACCUUCACAGCAGCUGGGUUUUUCCAGAUCAAUCAACUCAUUUUGGCUACCAUUUUCACUUCCAUAACCACAUAUUUGAUAAUUAUCAUUCAGUUUCAGUAGACAAUGCUGCGAAUAUACACUGCGC
This is a messenger RNA of Diabrotica virgifera virgifera (western corn rootworm), 915 nucleotides long. RefSeq names its product putative gustatory receptor 28b. NCBI's taxonomy places the organism in Eukaryota, Metazoa, Arthropoda, Insecta, Coleoptera, Chrysomelidae. The record is from RefSeq and is a predicted model, not a curated record. Gene Ontology annotation, cellular component: neuronal cell body; membrane; dendrite. The transcript has 2 exons. Gene Ontology annotation, biological process: sensory perception of taste. The coding region runs from base 216 to 890 and encodes 224 amino acids.